UCCGUCGUGGUCAUAUCCCGUAGUCGUACCCCAGAGUCCAGAAAAAUACGGUCUCCUCCUCCUCUCCUCAUGCUUCCGGACGCUGCUCCCGGGGACGACCCCGCGGCCGGAUCAGCGGAGGCGGCGGAGAAGGUGAGGGUGAAGGUGCUGUUCUUCGCCCGCGCGCGGGAUCUGACGGGCGUCGCGGAGGCCUCCGUGGAGGUGCCCUCCGGGAGCACCGCGGGGGAGUGCCUCGGCCGGGUGCUGGCCUCGUUCCCCAAGCUGGACGAGAUCCGCCGCUCUAUGGUGCUCGCGCUCAACGAGGAGUACGCGCCCGAGUCCGCCCCCGUCGCCGACGGGGACGAGCUCGCCAUCAUCCCGCCAAUCAGCGGCGGCUGACUGAAAAUGAAGAAAAAGAAAGAAAGCAAGGUCGUCUUCUUUCUUCAAUACUUGUCUUUGCUUCCUGAUCAAUGUGCACGCUGAAUAAUACUCGCUCCGUUCCUAAAUACUUGUCUUUCUAGUCAUUUCAACAAGUGACUACAUACGGAGCAAAAUGAGUGAAUCUACACUCUAAAAUAUGUGUACAUAAUCUGUAUGUAGUAGUCAUUUGAAAUGUUUAGAAAGACAAAUAUUUAGGAACGGAGGGAGUACUAGUAAUAAAGUUGCGAUGUUCGCUGA
Messenger RNA from Triticum urartu, 657 nucleotides. It is a transcript of the gene CNX7, whose product is annotated as co-factor for nitrate, reductase and xanthine dehydrogenase 7. Gene Ontology annotation, biological process: Mo-molybdopterin cofactor biosynthetic process. The record is from RefSeq and is a predicted model, not a curated record. Lineage: Eukaryota; Viridiplantae; Streptophyta; Magnoliopsida; Poales; Poaceae. Gene Ontology annotation, cellular component: cytosol; molybdopterin adenylyltransferase complex.